AUGAUUCCAGAACAAAGCCCGCCACUCAUCCCCUGGGUUACUCCCCCUCACAUUGCUAGAAUCCGCGACCGUCUGUACACGCCUGAAACUCCCCUUCAGUUCGGAUCGCCGUUGGAACUUGGAUCGCCAUCGAAUCGAAACUACCAUCCAGUAUCACCGAUGUUCUAUGACGACUUUGCGCGAGCCCCUUCACGAGCUGACACCCCGGACGGUCUGUUUCGGGAGCGCCUCCCCCGGGAUGGCUUCAAUCCCGUCGGUGUCUCCACCCCCAGCAUAGAGUGCACGGCAGACGAGGAGGUGUGGGUCACGAAUGGCGACAUCAAGUCCAUUCACACCGAAGUCCAAGUUGGGGUACGGCUUAAAGAUGUGGAGUGGCUCGGAGACAACUGGUUCGACUCGCUUCCCGUAUGGAUCGUCGACCAAGACACGAAAGUCCUCCGGUUCUUCUUGAAAGCCAUGAUGCAGCCCCCGCACCGCGUUCUUAACGCAGUCUAUCGCGGCGCCCGCAUCCCCUUCGAAGAAGUCGUCGCCGUCGCUCGGCUCGCCCACCGCUUCGACGUGCGCCACGCCCUCCACGCCGCGCUGCAGCACCUCACCAAGUUCUACACGACCGACUUCCGGAGCUACCACGACCACUCGCACAGCAGGGACCUCGACGUGCCCAGCGACGAGUGCGCCGUCGCCGCGAUCCAGAUCGCGCGCCUCACCAACACCCCGUCCAUCCUCCCGCUCGCCUUCUACCUCUGCAGCCUCCACGAGUGCUCGAACGGCUACCUGGACCCGCGCCUGCGCAUGCGCUUCGAGUGGCGCCCCUUGCACGGCCCGGUCGAGGGGCUCCCGGCCGAGGACCGCGACGUGUGCCUCAAGGGCGUGUGGGAGCUCUGCGAGGCGAUGGUGGGGCGGUACGAGAAGGUCUACGACGGGGGUGCCGGGUGCCGCGAGGAGUGCGCGAGGGCGCGCCGGCGGCUCUUCGAGGCGACGAACGCCCACGGUGAGUAUCUGAUGACGCGCCGCGAGGAGGUGGCCGUGGACGGCCUCUGCGGAAAGUGUGCGGCGGAUCCUGCCUGUGCCCCGAGGGUGGAGGGUUGA
Messenger RNA from Epithele typhae, 1089 nucleotides. RefSeq lists its product as uncharacterized. NCBI's taxonomy places the organism in Eukaryota, Fungi, Basidiomycota, Agaricomycetes, Polyporales, Epitheliaceae. The coding region runs from base 1 to 1089 and encodes 362 amino acids. The transcript is spliced from 5 exons. The record is from RefSeq and is a predicted model, not a curated record.